Molecule: messenger RNA, 1842 nt
Organism: Ilyonectria robusta
Lineage: Eukaryota; Fungi; Ascomycota; Sordariomycetes; Hypocreales; Nectriaceae
Product: heterokaryon incompatibility protein-domain-containing protein
Exons: 2
Coding region: 1-1842 (613 amino acids)
Source: RefSeq, a predicted model, not a curated record
AUGCUCCCGCCGGAGGAGACCCGGGAGACUCGGGGGGUCCAGGCUCCCGCCGUGUACGAGUAUGCUCCCUUCCGAGACGACUUCUCGGUGCGCAUCCUCACCUUGGAGCCGGGCUCGGCCGACGAGCCGUUGGUUGGCCGCCUCACUGUCGAGAAUCUCGACUUCAACCCCCGCUACGAGGCCAUCUCCUAUGUCUGGGGCACCGAGGGCCGCUGCUCCGAGAUGCUUUGCGAUGGAAGCCCGCUCCCGCUGACGAGGAGCGUCGAGGCUGCGCUGCGGCGCAUGCGGCACGCGACGCUGCCUCGGCGGCUGUGGGCCGACCAGGUGUGCAUUAACCAGGACGACAUUGCAGAGCGCAGCCGCCAGGUCAGCCUGAUGAACGCCAUCUACAAGGGCGCCGAGCACAUCUUGGUCUGGCUGGGCCAUGAUGACGAGGACGUUGCGGAAGAUGCCGUCCGCAUGAUCCAUCACUUGCGGGAUGUGUUUGAGGACGAGGAGAAGCACGACGCCUUCAGGUUGGCCCACUCGGAAGAGCUUCUGCAGCAGGACGGGGAUUUAUGGGUUCCGCUUUCCAAGUUGACCAAGCUGCAGUGGUUCAACCGCAUCUGGAUUGUCCAAGAGAUUGGCACGACGACGGCGGCAACACUGUACUGGGGCGACGCCGAGCUGGACUGGGAUGUCCUCUCGCUCGUGGCUGGAGUUCUCAACCAGCACUACCACUACUUGCGGUCCCGAUUCUCCAUCCUCACUCCAAAUAUCCGCUAUCUGCACCGGCGGUUCGUCGAGCCUGACGAGGAGGACCAGGAUGAGAUCAACCAGAACCGCUCCAGCUUCAUCUACCAACUCCAUCGUGCGCGGCAUCUGCGGGCGAAGGACCCUCGUGACCAUGUCUAUGCAUUCCUCGGUCACUUUUCUAUCCACACGGGGGGCAAGUCACUCGCGAAACUCAAGGCGGAUUAUAGUCGACCCAUUGAGGACAUCUUCUACGACGUUGCCGCUCGAGAGCUCACGGAUGGAGAAUCACUACUCAUACUAUCUGCGUGCCGCGCUUCACCAUCUGGACCUAACAAAAAGGCCACCCUCAAUCCAAGCCUGCCAUCGUGGGUUCCGGACUGGCGCAUCGUUCCAAUGCAUCUCCUCGCUUCGCCCAUAACCCCCCAUCGGGCAUCCGGAGACACCCAACCCAAGCUCUGGAUCGAUGACACAAAGCGGGCACUGAAGGUUCGCGGGGUGCAAAUCGAUAAAAUUGCCCGUCUAUCGUGGACCUUGUUCGGCAAGGCUUUCCAGUUCCGCCGUAGCAAUGUUAGGAGGCUCCCCGUCCAGGUUUUGUGGCAGGACAUCUGCCGGCACAAGCGCUUCACCCUCAAGCAACCAUACCCCACUGGCGGCUCGGCCUUCUUUGCGUUUAUGCAGACGCUCACGAACGCGUCCAUCGUGGCAGACCUCUCGCGGCCCUACGAGAGCAUCCCCAAGUCGGAGUGGCUAGCCAACGGCGCCGCAUACUUGGUACGCGCCCUGGGCGAUUCGGACCUGGUGGCGCAGGAUGUCCGAAAGGUGGCUUCCGACGGCGAUGCUUUCCGGUGGAGCCACGAGGCGACGCUCGUGGCGCGAUAUCGCAAGUUUGCCGUGACGGACGGCGGACUGUUCCUCAUCGGACCGGAGAUGAUGGAGUGGGGAGAUGUAGUUGCCGUGCUGUACGGCGGGAGGACGCCCGUUGUCCUGCGACAGCGGCCUGAAGGCGAUGGGUGGACGCUGGUGGGAGAGUGCUAUGUACACGGAAUCAUGAACGGAGAGGCAAUGGCAGGCGAUGAAUUGAUAGGGGAGGAGUUUAUUAUUCUGUGA